GCGAAACGCAGCUUCCGCGCACGCGCGGCGAGGCCUGUCUGACCGACCUUCAGCAGGGCCGGCGCCACCAUGUUCUCUCGGGCGGGCGUCGCAGGCCUCUCGGCCUGGACUGUGCAGCCACAAUGGAUCCAAGUUCGAAACAUGGCAACUUUGAAAGAUAUUACCAGGCGACUAAAAUCAAUCAAAAACAUCCAGAAGAUUACCAAGUCUAUGAAAAUGGUAGCAGCAGCGAAAUACGCCCGAGCUGAGAGGGAGCUGAAACCAGCCCGAGUGUAUGGAGUGGGGUCCUUGGCUCUUUAUGAAAAGGCUGAUAUUAAGACUCCUGAAGACAAGAAGAAGCACCUCAUUAUCGGUGUGUCCUCAGACCGAGGGCUCUGUGGUGCUAUUCACUCCUCGGUUGCUAAACAGAUAAAAAGUGAGGCGGCCAACCUUGCAGCAGCCGGGAAAGAAGUUAAGAUUAUUGGAGUUGGUGAUAAAAUCAGGAGUAUACUUCACAGGACUCAUUCUGACCAGUUUCUGGUGACGUUCAAAGAAGUGGGGAGGAGACCCCCUACCUUUGGGGAUGCGUCGGUCAUUGCCCUUGAGCUGUUAAAUUCUGGAUAUGAGUUUGAUGAAGGGUCUAUCAUCUUUAACCGAUUCAGGUCUGUCAUCUCCUACAAGACAGAAGAAAAGCCCAUCUUUUCCCUUGACACCAUUUCAGGUGCUGAGAGCAUGAGUAUCUACGAUGACAUUGAUGCUGAUGUGCUGCGGAAUUACCAGGAAUACAGCCUGGCCAACAUCAUCUACUACUCCCUGAAGGAAUCCACCACGAGUGAGCAGAGCGCCAGGAUGACGGCCAUGGACAACGCCAGCAAGAAUGCGUCUGAAAUGAUUGACAAAUUGACUUUGACAUUCAAUCGCACCCGCCAAGCUGUCAUCACCAAGGAGCUGAUAGAAAUCAUCUCUGGUGCUGCGGCUCUGGACUAAUGAAAAUCAAGUUUCAUCCUCAGACAAGAGGUAAAGAAGAAUUCAGCAAGCUGAUUUUGUUUUUAGCUUACUGCUGUCCUUGUCAGAAGAAUUUGUUGGUCCAUUGUUCAGAUUACUAAAGACAGCAAGAUAUUUGUAAAUUAUCUUAUACAAUAAAUGACUCAACAUAAAAUCACUGUUGUUUUUUUAUUACUAUAUAAGAAAAACCAUUUUCAAAGUGAGAUCUUAAAACACUUCAAAAUAUUAACAUACUUGUAUUAAAAUUUCUAAGUAAGAAGCUUGUUGAAGAGGCUCUUAUGAUUGUUUGGUUUCCUAACAGCCAUGGAAAGCCUGGCUUCCGAGGAGUCAGAGUGGGAGGAGGAGGUGCCAGCCACACCCCCAGCCCGGGCCUCCCUGCCUGUCACCCUCAGAGACCACCAGCCCUUGAACCACCAGCGCGAGGAGCAGCGCUGUGUCCGAGAGGGUGGACGGUUCCGGGGACAUACUAAGUAACUGUUUAAAUCUUUACCAAGGA
Messenger RNA from Odocoileus virginianus texanus, 1480 nucleotides. RefSeq names its product ATP synthase F1 subunit gamma (gene ATP5F1C). Gene Ontology annotation, biological process: proton motive force-driven ATP synthesis. Gene Ontology annotation, molecular function: proton-transporting ATP synthase activity, rotational mechanism. Lineage: Eukaryota; Metazoa; Chordata; Mammalia; Artiodactyla; Cervidae. The record is from RefSeq and is a predicted model, not a curated record.